UAUAUAAGUGGUGGCGUUGCCUCCUCCUCCUCCAGUACAGGUGCCCAGGUGGAAGAAGAAGACAUGUGGUGGUUUGCUGUUGUAGUGAGUGUGGUGUCAGCUGGCGGGCUGCGGCUGGGCGUGGCGGGGGAGGCCACCCCGGAGCCAGACCCGCUGGUGGUUUACGCCUUCCCCUCGUGGGCGGCGGAGAUGUUCGGCACGCCCGAGGAGGUGGCCCAGGCCAGCGCCACCGCCAUGACCCCGCGCGGGCCCGUCCCCACGCAGACCCGUCUCCCCUUCGCGCCCGUGGCCGCCCCUCCCUCACCCCUCCUCGCCAUCAGGGACGCCCAGGCGGCGCCUCCACACCUGCUGGCCCUCCAGACGCCUGCCAUCCACAACGUGCAGCUGCUGCAGAGACCCCUCGGACUGCUGCCCUACCCUUACUUCAUGCCUGCCAUGCACCUCAGGGUGCCCUACGCCCCCAUCAUUCCCUACGACACCCGCUACCGCCCCCCGCACUCGUCUAUCCCGCCCUGCCUGCCAUAGCCUACGCCCACUCACGCCCCGACCAUGUGGAUGACGACGAGGACGAUGAGGACACCAAGGUGGAGGCGCGGCCCACCUACGUGAGGGUGGGUCACUUCCCGACGGAGGUGGCGGGCGUGUUCACCCUGAGGGGCGCUGAUGACGGGGGUCCUCCCGCUCCCGCUGGCAUCGUGCAGUCCACGGCGCCCAUCUUCUCCCGCGUGCCCUUCACCAACGCCAAGGCACACCCCAGCCUGAGGGAUGCCCAGCCUUCCAAAGACGGCGCCGUGAUAGCAGAGUAACCCCUGUCCCUUCCCGCCUCGCCCUCAGCCCCCUCCCGCCCACAGCAGCAGCGGGGCCUCAGCUUUACCGGGUGUUCCCAGGGACGCUGACCUGACCUGACCUGCCCUCCCUGGCGUUACCAACCACGGCCCUGUGUGUGUGUGUGUGUGUGUGUGUGUGUGUGUGUGUGUGUGUGUGUGUGUGUGUGUGUGUGUGUGUGUGUGUGUGUGUGUGUGUGUGUGUGUGUGUGUGUGUGUGUGUGUGUGUGUGUGUGUGUGUGU
Messenger RNA from Scylla paramamosain (green mud crab), 1067 nucleotides. RefSeq lists its product as uncharacterized. The coding region runs from base 64 to 525 and encodes 153 amino acids. The transcript has 2 exons. The record is from RefSeq and is a predicted model, not a curated record. Lineage: Eukaryota; Metazoa; Arthropoda; Malacostraca; Decapoda; Portunidae.